ACAUGGACAGACGCGUGCAUGUUAAGUUAGUAUUGCUGAUAUUAACAGCAACACUGCUCUUGGUUAAUGGCUGUUCAGAUCUAGAGCAGGGUUCAGGGGCUGACAUCUCUGAUCGCCUGGGCAAGCCCAAGGCCCCAUCGGGGAAGGCUAUGCCACCUGUGAGGUUUAUACCAGGCCCCCCUGGACCAUCUGGACUUCCAGGCCUUUCAGGGCCUGCCGGAGCACCUGGUACUUCAGGACCUAAUGGACCUCAAGGACUGCCAGGUCCUGUUGGACCUCCAGGGUCUCCUGAAACAGUGCGUUUCCACUCCCAUUGCUACCGCCCAUACAAUAAACUAGGCCGUCAGGAUGGCAGUCUGGGACCACUCGUUCCAUGCAAUUACCCUCUUAAAGACGUUCACUUUGCUGGUCACCAGGCAGGAUCACCUGAUCGUCACAGAACUCAUCAUUUGAACCAUGAAAUACAAGGACAGAAGAAACAGGAAGUUGAACACAGCUGAACUCAUCUUCCCAAACAAGAUACUGUGGACUACAGCUGAGAAGUUAUGGAAGUUGGCGAAACUCACGUCAUCACACAGUAUACUCUAUGUGACUAUUUAAGAAACAUAUUAA
Sardina pilchardus (European sardine) is the source of this 612-nucleotide messenger RNA. Its product is annotated as collagen alpha-2(I) chain-like. The record is from RefSeq and is a predicted model, not a curated record. NCBI's taxonomy places the organism in Eukaryota, Metazoa, Chordata, Actinopteri, Clupeiformes, Clupeidae. Bases 3 to 500 code for a protein of 165 amino acids. The transcript has 8 exons.